GAUCUGCUAGCACGCAGUCAUCGUCGGUCCGAUCGGUGCCGCACUCUUUCCAUGGACUCAGACAUGCUCGUCCCAUAUCAUGAACCCGAUUCGUAUGCUCGUCUUCUUCAAAUGAAUCAAUGCUACGAAGCGAUGCCAACAUCAAGUAAAGUGGUCAUAUUUGAUACGGAGCUUAUAUUGUGGAAAGCUUUUAAUGGACUUAUUUAUCAAAACACGCGACAUGUGUUGUUAUCGAAUGGCGAGAAGGGUGGAUUAAUUACUGGCAUUCUGUCAGUUACAGAUUUUAUCCGAGUAAUACUAAUGUUACACAGGGAACGAAAACAGAGUGACAUAGUGGAUCCGAAAGAGGAUAUUGGAAAGCUGACCAUACGAAAGUAUAGAGUUGAAGGAAUUGGUAUGUAUUAUUUGCUGGAAGCGGCUCGAUUACUUGUUCAACAUCGAGUACAUCGUUUGCCAGUUUUCGAUCCGGAUACUGGCAGUCCACUGUUUAUUCUUACUCAUAAACGGCUACUCAAAUUUCUCUGGUGUUUUUUUUUUCAUCCGGAAUUCCACGUCCGUACGGCUAAAGACUUGAACGUGGGAUCUUGGGUUGGGAUACGUGUGGUUUUUCCGGAUACUCUUUUGACCGACUGUCUGGACAUUUUGCUUAACAAAGGAGUCUCAGGUGUACCAGUAGUUGAGCGUGAUACUUUUAAGGUUGUUGACAUAUACUCGCGUUUCGACGCAGUUGGUAUCGCGUUAGAGGAGAACGCUUGUUUAGGUGUCACUGUGGAGCAGGCAUAUAUCUUUAACCAUUUUUUUUUUGGAGACCGUGUAGUAUCGGUGAAAGACACGGACACGUUAUGGAAAGCAAUUACAGUGCUGGUAGAGAGAAAUGUUCAUCGUCUGUGUGCCGUCAAUGAGAAGGGCGCCAUUGAGGGUAUCAUUUCGCUUUCCGACGUUAUAAAUUACAUGGUUGUCAAACCAGGUACAAAUCUGAAGCCUUUUCGACCUACACGGCGUCACUACGCAUACCAUACAUCCGAAUCCAACGACAAAGUAAGUUCUCUAUCGAUGCAUCGAGCUAGUGGUCGUAUCCUCCCAGACAAGUCUGGUACCAGUUUGCCCACGCAGAGAGAUGGAAAGCUUGGUGAACCACGGGCACGGUGA
Messenger RNA from Angiostrongylus costaricensis, 1149 nucleotides. Lineage: Eukaryota; Metazoa; Nematoda; Chromadorea; Rhabditida; Metastrongylidae. The record is from the annotation of a GenBank genome assembly.